AUGGCUAGCUUUCGAGAUGUUCGCGAAGAUCAUGCCAACGAGUCUCACGAUCAACUGCGGGACAAAGUCCUCACGUUUUGGCCCAAUGGUAAACAUGACCUUGGCGCUUCGACAUCGGGUAUCAACUGCCUGAUUGUGCUUCUUAAAAGAAUCUACGUCUCCAUGAAUGAGCCAUUAUGGAACAAGCAUGAUGAGUCCGUGAAGCAAAUGGAGGACGAUAACCCGUUUAUGGCUCACGCCUGGCUGCUUCUCGGCCUGUCGCUAAAUACAAUUGGUGUUGCCUUGGACAAUCUUACUGUCCAGGUAUGGGGAAAGAAAUUGGACAACGUCGCACCUGAAGACCUCCAUUUCAAGAACCUUGUGAGCCACGCGCGAAUGCAGACCACCCUUUGGUCCAUGCCGCAAUUCAAUCUAAUGCUGGAUCAUCUCUGGUGGCAGCAGGAUACUCGUCGGUGGCGCCGGCUCCAGCACAAGGCCACGCCUACUGAGGUGAAGGACUACUUUGCAAAGUGGCAUCCUACGCCGACUCCCGACUCUGUUCGACUCGAUGCCUUUCCAGGAAUGAGCCUGGACGUCGAGGUGAACAAACUGUUUGGAGAGUUCUCCGUCGGAGAAUUUACCGUCCUGGUCCGCCCAGACGCACCGUCCUUCUUUUACGCAACGUUUACGGUAAAGGAUGUUGGCCAAGAAAAGCUUGAUUUCAAUGCUUUUCGCCGUUUCACUCUGGAGGUUGGCAAAUCUGUCGACGUCGAUGGAGUCAUGCGCUGGCAGCGAACAGGACGCCCAGGACAAAUGCCAUACAACCUCAUGGCUAUUGUCAAGUAUAGGGACACUGCUGAUGGCAGUGACUUGAUUCGGGUCUACGAUGAUUUCGGCAAUAAUAGCAUUCCAGUUGGAAAGUUGCCCGACUACGCAUCGCCUGAAUGGAGAAUGGCGGAUAUGAAAAACGGGGACACCUUUUUGGCCUUGUUUGUCUAUUCUCGCAUGCCGCCAAAGUCCAGACCUCCGUUUCCAGAGGUCUACAAGAAUGUCGACAAGACUGAAUUUUGCGAGCAAAGUCGCUUUUUCUCUAAAUUUUCUGCUGGGCGCCGAGUGAGAAAGCGAGAGUAA
This is a messenger RNA of Metarhizium brunneum ARSEF 3297, 1110 nucleotides long. RefSeq lists its product as uncharacterized. The record is from RefSeq and is a predicted model, not a curated record. NCBI's taxonomy places the organism in Eukaryota, Fungi, Ascomycota, Sordariomycetes, Hypocreales, Clavicipitaceae.